Molecule: messenger RNA, 744 nt
Organism: Cyprinus carpio (common carp)
Lineage: Eukaryota; Metazoa; Chordata; Actinopteri; Cypriniformes; Cyprinidae
Product: oxytocin-neurophysin 1 proprotein-like
Cellular component (GO): secretory granule; extracellular region
Molecular function (GO): neurohypophyseal hormone activity
Source: RefSeq, a predicted model, not a curated record
ACGCAGCAAAGAGGUAUAAAAAGAGUCUCCUCACAGUGUACAAAUGAACAUCGCUGCUUAAAAGCUGAAUCGCUUCACUAGCUCUCAGUUUCAGCCUUGGUAAAAUAUGUCUGGAGGUCUGCUCUCAGUGGUCGGUCUGCUGUGUCUGCUGUCCGUUUGCUCGGCCUGUUACAUCUCUAACUGCCCCAUUGGAGGAAAACGAGCCGUACAGGAUUGGCCAUCUCGACAGUGCAUGUCAUGUGGUCCUGUCGAUCGUGGUCGGUGUUUUGGUCCCAGUAUCUGCUGUGGUGAAGGUAUCGGCUGCUUGGUUGGCUCUCCAGAAACACUCCGCUGUCUGGAAGAAGAUUUUCUUCCUUCUCCAUGUGAAGCACCUGGAAAAGCUUGCGGUUAUGAGGGACGCUGUGCUGCUUCCGGGGUCUGCUGUGACUCAGAGGGCUGCAGUAUGGAUCAGUCGUGUGUGGAUGGAGACGCUGACGGUCCAGCCGGCAGCACCCAAGAUCUUCUGCUAAAGCUGCUACACCUCUCAAACCACGCCCACCCCAGACUCCACCAAUGAAACGCUCACAGAAGAGUGACAUCAUCUCAGGAGGAGCCGCCCACCAACCACAAUGACUCACCACCUACUUUUUGUAAACCAAGUUUGUAUAGCCGCUAGAUAUUUGUAUGGCUAAUACAUAGAAGCGGAUAUUAGUAGUGCUGUAUUGAUGAUAGCUGCAGCUAUUAAACUCUGUUUAAACUCUGAAA